This is a messenger RNA of Epinephelus lanceolatus (giant grouper), 3459 nucleotides long. Its product is annotated as SH2 domain-containing adapter protein E-like. Lineage: Eukaryota; Metazoa; Chordata; Actinopteri; Perciformes; Serranidae. Gene Ontology annotation, molecular function: phosphotyrosine residue binding. The record is from RefSeq and is a predicted model, not a curated record.
UUUACUCCAGGCGCAGUCAGGAGCCUCAUUGCGACAGUGGAGGGUUGUAAAAAGACCAGAUAAGCCUCUCUGGGAAUGGGACCACAAAUCAGAUGCAAGAAAAACUUUGCCUUCUUUCGGCUCUUCCAACUCCGAAGACAUCUUUUCAUCCAAAGGGAAUAAAGUUUUCCUCUGAGCAGAAGAAGGAACAGGUGUAAGAAAACCACAAAUGGGAUAAAGUCGUUUUUUUUCUUUUGCCAAAUGGGAUAAGUUUUACCAGCAUUUUUUUUAAGUUAAAAGUUUAGAGCCAUUGACUUUAGAGAGCAUUUAUGACACUGAGGUGUGGAGAUCCUGCAGUCUUUGCUCUAUCCCUGAAUAAAGCAACGGAAGUCUUUUGUUAGAAAGGCUGUGAUUUCUAAAGGUGCGUCUCAGGGGCCCUGUGGUGUAUGGCGCUAAAAGGUGUCGGAGCAGGCACAGAGCUUUAUUGGUUUCCAUCUGAGUUACAAUGGCAAAGUGGUUCAAGGAGUUCCCCAUCAAUCUGAAGAAUGGUACCGACAGGAUCCGCUCAGCCUCCGAGUCAGGCUCACAACCCAGAGCCAAUAAAGCCGGGCUGGUGGCCAGCAUUGGUACCAAAACACCAGGCUCCAAAACGAGCCAUCGCAAAAACUCGUCUAGUGACAACACAGGCGGAGGAGGUGGAGGAGUUGGGUCCCUCCUGUCCGGGAGAAACCGAAAGAACUCAGCCGUGGAGUUGAGCAGAAACGGUGUCAGCUCUGCGAAGGAUGGCAAAGUUUGGGACACGCUCCUGUCUGGGAAAAGUCGCAAGAACUCCAAAGCGGAGCCGGUGUUUGAGGAGCAGCACAGACCUCUGAAAAGCUCCCCGUCUGCCAACGCUUACAUCAACCGGCUGAUCAGAGUGGACAAACAGGACAAAAGCCCCAACUUCAACAGCGGCACCAUCACCAACCAAGUGGUACCUGAAGCAGAGAAACCAGCCCAGUGCAAGACAGAGACGGUGAUCAUCCUUGAGGAUUACGCAGAUCCCUUUGAUGCUCAAAAGACCAGAGAGCAAAGGGAGGCAGAAAGGAUCGGGGAGAACGAUGGCUACAUGGAGCCCUACGAUGCUCAGCAGAUGAUCACUGAGAUCAGGCGUCGUGGGUCCAAGGACCUGCUGAAGGUGUGUGUGCUGAUGGAGGGCAGUGAGGGAACGGUGGAGGAAGGUCAGCCUGCGCCCUUGCAGAUAUAUGACAUUCCAUACGAAGGAAGUGGUGACGGGGACAAGACGGCGGUCACACGGCCUGAGCUGGACCCCCGACCCUCCACUGAGUACGAGCUGCCCUGGGAGUGGAAGAAGGAGCACAUUGUCAGAACUCUGUCAGCACAGUUUGACAGCCCCGAACGCCAAACCAAAGAUGAGACGCCUCACCCCACACUCACAAGGCAGCCGCAACAUCCCCCAGCUCAGCCACAGCAGCAGCAGCAGCAGCAGCAGCAGCAGCAGCAGCAUCUGAGGCAGAAAAGCUGGACCCAGAAGAUCCUGCGAUCCUCUCCUCCGACAUCGUCGCCACCCUCCACACCCGGCAGCAACCCUGAAACUGAGGCCUGCUGUGUUGACCCCUCCCUGCCCCUGGAUAAACAGAGCUGGUACCAUGGCUGUGUGACGCGUCAGGAGGCGGAGUUUCAGCUGCAGUCCUGCAAAGAGGCCAGCUUCCUGGUCAGGAACAGCGAGUCGGACAACAGCAAGUUCUCCAUCGCCCUCAAGACGAGCCAAGGCUGCGUUCAUAUCAUCGUUGCUCAGACCAAAGAAAACGGCUACACCCUGGACCAGAGCAGCUGUGUGUUCCCCAGCAUCCCAGAGGUGGUGCACCACUACUGCACUCAGCGUCUGCCUUUCAACGGCGCUGAGCACAUGACUCUGCUGCACCCAGUGCCUCGCGUCCACUGACUCCACCCUGCCCCGGCUUAGGUAUACAAAACAAACACACCCCUGGGCCUGCAUGGACAAAAUGUUUCCAAAAAUCAAUCGAGACCUCACCUCUCUGAUCAAUGUGUACUUCUACUGCUCUGUCUCGCUGUGUAACUUGACUGUGUGACCCUGCUUUAUGUGUUAUUUUUAUUUGAUGAUCAGAAAACAAUUGCAGCUCACUGUCUCUCUGGAUGCUGUCUUAAUUUUACUUUGAUGUGCAGCUGAUGCAAAACAUCUAAGCUGCUGUUUUGCAUGUGAACGAGGGGGAAGCACAGACGACGAGGCACUUUUAAUGAUGAAAUGUGACGAGACCAAGACUCAUACACAGAUGUGAUGUUUUAAUUAUCCAAUGUGGCUCUAUUAGAAGCUACACACAAUAUUUUUGUUGUUGUAACUAAGUGAAAUUUACUAUAAAGCAUUUUGACAGAGUGCAACUCAGUAGUUUGCCGCUCUCUUUCUCCCUCUGGUGGAUGUGCUGGUACACUGCACCAACAUGCCAACACAAAGAAUUCUCUUCUUUUAUCAAAACUGAUCUUUGGUAAAAUCCAUGCACAGAGCAUAUCAUUACACUCAUCAAGAUGUGAACAAAGACCAGCUGUUUAAUGUUUGUGCUCACAGCGUAUUUCUAAUUUAUGCUCUUAUACUUGUCAGUUGUCUGUAACCACUGCCCCUUGAGGUUUUCCUCUGUUUUACUGUGAAUGAGGGAGUUGUUUCCACUGUAUUAUCUGCACUGUGAAGAGUGAGUGAUUCACCCUGAUGCAAUGUGCUUGAAGGACCAUGACUUCACAGCAGUUAGUGCUUUUCAUGGCGAGACCUGAGACUACAUUUCAUCUUUAUUUUUUAGCUAAACAAGCCUGUUAAUUCUGGAAAGUAUCCGCAAGAUAAACCUGCUAAAUAUGGUGAUUUGUGUAAAGGUAACAUGGUAAAAUUAAUGGGUUUUGUCAAACUUCUACAAAUUGGGGUCAUUUCUAGAUACAAGUGCAAGAACUUAAUGGCAAACAUUGCAAUAAAAUACACGAGACAGAACUUUAAAUAUCAGCAUUAAAAUCUAUCUUUCUCUCUUUUUAAUAAUGUUCAUUCAGACCUCUCUUGCUUAAAAGGAAUGCUGUUCUCCCUCAGGGUUUAACAGAGGUGUGGACCCUAGUCACAUGACUUGGACUAGAGUCAGACUUGAGUCACAAAUUUAUUAACAGAAUCAAAAAAAGACUUGCAACUUGACUUGGACUUUAACAUCAAUGACUAGUGAAUUUAAAUAGACUUGAGCAUUUCUUGAUAUGUUCCCCCUCAGUGCAAAGAUGAAAAAGUAUGUUUUUUAAAAAGUGUACCACAAAUCAAAUCAUUUCCUGAAUGAACUAUCAUUAAUGCUAUUCAUUUCCAGCAAGUCGACACUUUAUUCCCCAGAUCCAUUUGUUUGACCCAAUCAGCAUCCAGUCAAGUUGCAGGAGAGAAUUUUGUUUGUGUACACAAAUUACACAAUGGUCAACAAAAAACAAAUUUAACAAAUAAAUACAAAU